AUGGCCCGUAUUACAAGUGGAACUGCACAGGAACAACAAUGUUUAAAAGAGCAGAUUGAGAAAGAGGAAGGUGCAGCGCUACGUUUUUUCCUCAAAACUCUAAACUGGCCCAAAGCCCCAUAUGGAUCAUCUGUUCUACGAAAGAAACUCGAACGAAUUCAACUGGAUGAUUCCGAAUGUCGCAAAGUGCUUGCAGAAGUGAAGCGACGAAAUGAAAAUCGUUGCUUAGCCGAAGAACAACGAAAAAAAGUAAUAAAGCCAGUUAUGACGCCCGAAGUUUUACCGGAACAACUCAAUAUGAGACCUCCAUCACCAAGUACCAAAGCUCUGUUGUACGAGGGUACGUCUCAUGAAGGUCGUGGUAGGUGA
Molecule: messenger RNA, 369 nt
Organism: Echinostoma caproni
Lineage: Eukaryota; Metazoa; Platyhelminthes; Trematoda; Plagiorchiida; Echinostomatidae
Source: the annotation of a GenBank genome assembly